GAAGGGACGUCAGGGUUCAGAUGUCUCUGGAGGUGAUUUCAGGGUGCAAAGGGGUCUGGAAGUGACUUCAGGGUUCAGAUAGGUCCAGAUGUCUUAUGUGGUGAUUUCAGGGUCCAGGUGGGUCUGGAGGAGACUUCAGGGUCCAGAUGCCUCUUGCGGUGAUUUUAGGGUUCAGGUGGGUCUGGAGGGGACUUCAGGGUCCAGAUGUCUUUUGAGGUGAUUUCAGGGUGCAAAUGGGUCUGGAGGUGACUUCAGGGUUUAGAUAAGUCUGGAGGUGACUUAGCGGUCCAGAUGUCUCUUGUGGUGAUUGCAGGGUCCAGGUGAGUCUGGAGGUGACUUCAGGGUUUAGAUAGGUCUGGAGGUGACUUAGGGGUCCAGAUAUCGCGUGUCGUGAUGCCAGGAGCCAAAUGAGUCUGGAGGCGACUGAAACGUCCAGAUGCUCAUCAGGUGACUUCAGGGUCCGGAUGUCUCUUGAGCGGGUUUUUUGGUGAUCCAGAUAGCUUCUCCAUGUACACCAGCACCAGAGUGAAGAGAAGACCUUCUCCUUAUGAAAUGGAUAUCUCAGAGGGUCCCCAUACAAAAGUGGUUCGCCGCAUUUUUACCAAUAGCCGGGAGAGGUGGAGACAGCAGAACGUCAACGGUGCCUUUGCAGAACUUCGCAAGCUCAUCCCAACGCACCCGCCGGACAAGAAGCUGAGCAAGAAUGAAAUCUUACGUCUGGCUAUGAAAUACAUCAACUUCCUGGCCAAACUGCUCAACGACCAGGAGGAAGAAGGAAACCAAAGGGGCAAAGUGAACAAAGACACUGGGAUAGUCCAAGAAGACCUCCUGCAGGACAUGUUGUCUCCAAACUCUAGCUGCGGAAGCUCUUUGGAUGGCGCAGGAAGCCCAGACAGCUUCACAGAAGAGCACGAAGCGUUAGAAACCAAGCAUACGAGGAACCUCCAUCACUCCAUCCUCCCCGUAGAAGGCAACGCGCAGCGAUGAUGAACUUCCCAGUUGCUCGUCGAACCGAGAGGGGAAAGCGAUUGGAUCUGGACUCUUACAAUUUCUUGCUUCGCAUCUCCCAGAAGAAAGGAGGGACUUUGGUUCCUUCAGUUCUCGCAGUCCUGGAACUGGACGGAGAGCGAGUUGUUAGAGAACACGACCGAGUCAAGCGGACGUUCAAUAUUUAGGUACUUGAUCAGACACUGAAGAAAAGCUCUGACAUCGUCUUAGUGUACGUAUUGCUCAUGAUUUAACACAGGCAAGGAGAAAAACCUGGCUGUCACCUCUUUAGCAUUCAGAAGGGUUCCCCCCACCAAAAAAAUUAAUUGAUGAUAACCUCUCUUAAACCAGAGUGCACCUGCAACAUGAAACAUGGCCCCUUCAUUCACUGCCAGGCUAAGCCACAAAUCCUCUCCAACUACACGUGGCAGCAACAACCACUGCAAAUCCCUUCGCAGUAUUUUUAGCAUGUCUCUGGCCCUUCACGAAGUAUAUGCAACUUGUCUGGAUGGAGACUAUGGCAAUACGUUUUUGUUGUCUGAGAGCUUUUGACUGUACCUUUCUAGAGAGGUGAUAAAAUUCCUCUGCAAAAAAAAAUCAACUAUUGCAAGGACUGAGACUUUUUUUAAAAAAACAAAAUCUAAUUGAACUUUGGAUUGUUUGAGGUGUUGUAUUUAUGAUGUGGAAUUACUUCUGUUUAAUACCGUCAUGCCGUAUCUGCUGAACAAAAAGGUACAUUGAUGUUUUCUUCUCUUCUCCUUGACACAACUGUACCCAUUAUACAAAAGAGCUUAAAUCCCAGCCCUGCUGAAGCCAAUGAGAUGAUUCCGAUUGGCUUCUAUAGGGACAGGACUUGAUUCAAUGAUUAAACGUUUCAUUAAGGGCAAGCAAACAUUUGCCAGUGAUUUUUUUUUCCCCCUUUGGAAUUGUCGACCUGGUUGUUUUUUCCCCCCUUCGUUUAAAAAGAAAAAGAAAAUGGUGGAAUAACAUUGUGUGUGUAUGUCUAUGAAAGAGAUAAAAAGGUUUUAAUUA
Molecule: messenger RNA, 2019 nt
Organism: Alligator sinensis (Chinese alligator)
Lineage: Eukaryota; Metazoa; Chordata; Crocodylia; Alligatoridae
Gene: TAL1
Product: TAL bHLH transcription factor 1, erythroid differentiation factor
Exons: 3
Coding region: 508-987 (159 amino acids)
Biological process (GO): regulation of transcription by RNA polymerase II
Molecular function (GO): RNA polymerase II cis-regulatory region sequence-specific DNA binding; DNA-binding transcription factor activity, RNA polymerase II-specific; protein dimerization activity
Source: RefSeq, a predicted model, not a curated record